Molecule: messenger RNA, 1889 nt
Organism: Myotis lucifugus (little brown bat)
Lineage: Eukaryota; Metazoa; Chordata; Mammalia; Chiroptera; Vespertilionidae
Gene: DLG4
Product: discs large MAGUK scaffold protein 4
Biological process (GO): chemical synaptic transmission; AMPA glutamate receptor clustering; postsynaptic neurotransmitter receptor diffusion trapping
Cellular component (GO): postsynaptic density membrane; neuromuscular junction; neuron projection
Molecular function (GO): protein binding
Source: RefSeq, a predicted model, not a curated record
CCCCUCCCCCCAUCCUGGCCACCCCUGCAAAAGUGGGGUGCGGAGGGGGGAGGGGUGAGAACCCACGGAGGAGAGGAACGAAACUCCGAUGAAGUCAGAGCCCCCUACCCGCCGCGGCGGCCAGGCCCCCCAACAUGGACUGUCUCUGUAUAGUGACAACCAAGAAAUACCGCUACCAAGAUGAAGACACACCCCCUCUGGAGCACAGCCCGGCCCACCUCCCCAACCAGGUAAACGCCCCCGAGCUGGUGCACGUGGCGGAGAGGAACUUGUCCCACCUCGAGGCCGUCCACGGGGUCGUGGGCCGCGCCCAUCUCUCCCCCCUCAAGGCCAAUUCUCCCCCCGUGAUUGUCAACACAGACACCCUAGAAGCCCCGGGAUAUGUGAACGGGACCGAGGGGGAGAUGGAAUACGAGGAGAUCACAUUGGAAAGGGGUAACUCAGGUCUGGGCUUCAGCAUCGCAGGUGGCACCGACAACCCACACAUUGGUGACGACCCAUCCAUUUUCAUCACCAAGAUCAUUCCUGGUGGGGCCGCAGCCCAGGACGGCCGCCUCAGGGUCAACGAUAGCAUCUUGUUUGUAAAUGAAGUGGACGUGCGGGAGGUGACCCACUCGGCGGCGGUGGAGGCCCUCAAAGAGGCCGGCUCCAUAGUCCGCCUCUACGUCAUGCGCCGGAAGCCCCCUGCUGAGAAACUCAUGGAGAUCAAGCUCAUCAAGGGGCCUAAAGGUCUUGGCUUCAGCAUCGCAGGCGGUGUAGGGAACCAGCACAUCCCUGGCGACAACAGCAUCUACGUAACCAAGAUUAUCGAAGGGGGUGCCGCCCAUAAGGACGGGAGGUUGCAGAUUGGAGACAAGAUUUUGGCGGUCAACAGCGUGGGGCUGGAGGACGUCAUGCAUGAGGACGCGGUGGCAGCCCUGAAGAACACGUAUGAUGUCGUCUACCUAAAGGUGGCCAAGCCCAGCAAUGCCUACCUGAGUGACAGCUAUGCUCCCCCAGACAUCACAACCUCUUACUCCCAGCACCUGGACAACGAGAUGAGCCACAGCAGCUACCUGGGCACGGACUACCCCACAGCCAUGACCCCCACGUCCCCCCGGCGCUACUCCCCGGUGGCCAAGGACCUGCUGGGGGAGGAAGACAUUCCCCGAGAACCGAGGCGGAUCGUCAUUCACCGCGGCUCCACGGGCCUGGGCUUCAACAUCGUCGGGGGCGAGGACGGUGAAGACCCUGCCCUGACCGCUGAGCUGGGCCUCAGCCAGGCUCUGACCGGUGGCCGUCUGUCCUCCAGGGCCCUGUUUGACUACGACAAGACCAAGGACUGCGGAUUCCUGAGCCAGGCCCUUAGCUUCCACUUUGGGGACGUGCUGCAUGUCAUCGAUGCCAGUGAUGAGGAGUGGUGGCAGGCACGGCGGGUUCACUCGGACAGCGAGACCGACGACAUUGGCUUUAUUCCCAGCAAACGGCGGGUUGAGCGACGGGAGUGGUCAAGGUUAAAGGCCAAGGAUUGGGGCUCCAGCUCUGGAUCGCAGGGUCGAGAAGACUCGGUUCUGAGCUACGAGACGGUGACGCAGAUGGAAGUGCACUAUGCUCGCCCCAUCAUCAUCCUCGGGCCCACCAAGGACCGUGCCAACGACGACCUUCUCUCUGAGUUCCCCGACAAGUUUGGAUCCUGUGUUCCCCACGCGAGGAAGGUGAACUCAGACCUGACGGUGGCCUUCAGGCUCCCCGCCCCCCACCGCCCCCGGGCCCGCUCCCCCCGCUCCCCGCUGUCCGACGAGUCUCCCACCCCGAACACCCUUCCCGAAACCACCAGCGCCUUCCCCUUCGGGGAUCUCAUGCCCUGGCUUCCCCACCUGGGAGCACUUCUCCCUUCCUUCUUAGAGUAG